CAAAACUAAACUCGGUUGUCAGAAAACGAUUCGGACGGAGAAAUUCCGGAGGCAGGGCACUACGCUAAUCUUAUGAACUGCGACCCUCCACAAGUAGAUCGCGAACGAUUGCUCGCAGACGUGCGGCUGCGUAAUCCGGUUGGAACGGAUUCACAAAACCAAAACGGCGAUUCCGAAAACGAAAGCGUUGAGGACCGACUGCGCAAUGUUAAGAACCUUAUUCAAGGAAACAUUGACGCACUUGACUAUCUCCGUGGCAUUUCCAGCCUGGAAAAGUGUUUCUCGAAUCUGGUCGAGGAGGUUAUUCGAACGGCUGUUGUUCUAAGCCAAGCGAACGGUGUUUCCUAUCCUCAGCAUGUUUACGACCCGAGUAUGGAAGGAAAGGUUGACCGGUGCUGGACGUACAUCAGGCAGUUAACAGACGUGGUGCACUGGCACGUGACGCAGGCGAUUCGCUAUCACAAGUUUUAUCACGAUAUCAAGACGUCACAAAUGGAAUUGGCCCAGUUCGCUAAAGUUUCUGUAACGACCAUGAGCCAGAUGGAAGCGCUUGAUUUGAACGACUUAGACCAACUGGCACACGUAAACAAAGCGAUUCAGGAACAGCAGGUAAACUUGAUCAAGUUGGAAGCUACCGUACGGCAGCUGUCACUGCAGGCUAGAACAGUGGCACCAUUGCAAUAUCGCCAUCCUCUUCCAAAUGGGCGACAUUCCGCUGAAGUGUUGGCUUCAAUGCGUUUGCCAGAUGGUACAUGGUUACAUCGAGGUGAUCCCGUCAAAGCGUGGGUUAGCAAUGCCAUGGCGUCAGAGCUGCAUCGUGAAUGGCAGGCGGAAACGAUAGAUGGCAAUCAAACGGCUACUCUACCGUCGUUAUGUCUUUGGCUGACGUCACCUUGUUCCACUCCUGAAUCCAGCCUGCGCGACCCUGAAACUACAGCAGCAUCAAGUGAAGUAAAAGGUGCCAUUACUUCAAGGCAGCCAGAGACUAGCAAAAUUAUCAGCGGAUCUUCCCAGGGAGGAAUCACAAGCGCCAAAGCUCUCGCCCAUUUAGUUCAGAAUGAUUUGCUCAGCCACUGGAUGGACAUGGUCAACGAGUUUGCCCGACUGUUGUUGCCGGUGUACAAGAAGUUUAUCGUUUCGCUGUCGAACAUUAAAGGUGAUUUAUCCGUUACGAAUAUGGAGGAGACCACUGCGUUCUUCGAACAGCUAAAGCCACUCAUACAGUACGGCGAGCCAAGUGAACUGGAACUGCUUGAUAAGCUUACUCACAUAAAAUUACGCACCUCAAGCGUUACGAUGGUCGACCAGUCUCCUCAGGUGGCGUCAUAA
Molecule: messenger RNA, 1329 nt
Organism: Dicrocoelium dendriticum
Lineage: Eukaryota; Metazoa; Platyhelminthes; Trematoda; Plagiorchiida; Dicrocoeliidae
Source: the annotation of a GenBank genome assembly